Messenger RNA from Lecanosticta acicola, 2395 nucleotides. NCBI's taxonomy places the organism in Eukaryota, Fungi, Ascomycota, Dothideomycetes, Mycosphaerellales, Mycosphaerellaceae. The record is from the annotation of a GenBank genome assembly.
AUGACCACGACCAAAGGUAGCAGAUCGCGAGCUACCAGCUUGCGCCCUCAAAGCGUCGCUCGCGAGAUCUUCCGGAAGCGCGACAACAAGCCUUACAAGACGGAGCAGAGUAAAGUCCUUGCCAAGAAGAAGAAAUUGAACUACCACGUUUGUUGCUCUACUCAAUCCGCCGGGACCGGAUACUAAUCUUGGGAUGCCAGACUACAUUUCGCCAAAAUGCGCCCCCGGGCUUCCACUAUUUGCCAGUUGGAACGCCGGACCUGGCAGAACGAUGCAAAGAACUGUCGCGCCAGCGAGGACUUCCCGUGAGCGUGGUCAACGUAUGUUAUCCACCCAUCGCAAAGGAAGCCGGUGCUCGAACGACUCCCGAGAAUCCCGCCAUCGAAGAUUAGACAUGCGUUUUCAACUAACUAAUUUCACCUUCUAGGCAAAACCUGUCAGCAGGAACGCCGUGGACCCCGACAAGGUGUCACAUCACAUUCAUCGUGUCGGCUACCAUUUUCGCGGCGAGAUCCUGGACCAAGCUUGCGGUGAGCUCGGAUACGUAUUCUUUGAAGACUCUUUCGUCAAGGAGAAAGACCUUGCCGCCCAGCAUGAGCAAAGCAGGAUAUCGCAGAUGAUGGCGAAAUUCGGGAUAAGACCCGAUGCGCCAAAUCGUCGUGAGACUGACGAUCAGAUCAGGGCCGCCAUCAAGGAACUUUUCCCAAAGAUACCCGAAGAAGAUCUUAAGGAGAUCCUCCGGCACGCUUGGGAAGAGGGAAGCAAACGCGUCGGCUUGAGCUCUGAUCUGAAUCUGCCUCGCCGUGUGCAGCUUGCCACGAUUGCUCGCAUUCGUCACACUUACACAGACUAUGACACACUACUACGUGCUUUCCCAUGGAAGGAAGCGCGUUUGAUGGUGGAGCCCACAUGCUUAGCGAAGUUGAUCGAGUGGCGUGGCGAGAAAGAUGAAGGUGACGACGAGGAGCUCGAAGAAAUCGUCAGGGAGACGAUUGUGAUCGACGACGACGAUGACGAUGAGGCUUUGCGCAAUGGAGAUGAAGCCGAUGACGAAGGCUCGAAUGAUCUUGCAUAUGCUAGUGAUACCAGCAUUGAGAUCAGCCAUCGGCCAGCAGAAGAAGCCGACUUUGGCGCCGAGAGUACCGACGAACACUCUCGACAAUUCCGAGAGCGUUAUCAAGCUGGCCCGGUCCGCAAAGUCCAGCGAAACAUCGCUCUUCGUCAAAAGAUCGUCCAAGUCAGAGAACAAGUACGCAACGGAGCCACAUUCCCUGGUCCCCUUGUGCAGCAACCGUACGUGGACACUCUGGUCAAACCGGUUUCGGCAUUGCUAACAAAAGCCAGUGAGGUGAUUCGAGUCCACGUCCCGGAAGGCGCCGAUGCAACGGUGAGCAUCGGCGGGCGACUGUUCAAGAAGGUAUGUCUGCUUGCAUUCGCGGAUCAUGGGCCAUGCUGAAGUUCGACUUUCUAGGCGCCAGGAUCCAUUGAGUCACCGAGGACCCCGAUCUACACGGCACCAUCCCAACUUCCGCAGAACGUUGCACGUAGAUUACAGCCGCAGUCGCCGCAUUUCCGCCCGCCGUAUGAAGCGCACAACUCCCCACAAUUGGCCAAUGUAGCAGAGGCCUACGCAUUGCACGACCGGCCUAUAGCAUCUAUUGAAGCGCAUGAAGGGUCACGUCGAGCGGCUAAGACGAACGCGUCAACCAGAAACGAGCACCCAUUCCUUGAUCCUAGGGCUCGCCCCGCUUCUCCUGAUAGCGAGAGAUCUGAGAAGCGUCGCCGCAUGGAUUACCCAACGCCAGUAAACACCGCAGACCAAUACCGACAACCACGAUCGCCGGCGGGAUCUGCCCGUGUGCAUCCUGCUGAGCAACUUGCCCGGCAUGGCGGUAGAAGCGGCACAGUCCCAACGUAUUUGGAACACUCGCCUUACAACCAGCUCGCCAGUUAUUACAAUGGAAGGAAUGGGGGAGCUCCUGAGCCAUACGAUCCUCGGCAACCCCUGCUACCAGUCAACCAGGGUCCUUUUCGACUGCAAUCUGAUGUGCAGCGCGACGGAGAAGCUCGCCCACCGUUCAUCGACGCCCAGGUGGCACCAAUACAGUACAUGCCGCUACCGCAGGAACAACGCAGAAUGGAUACUGUUGCACCUCGACGUCACGAAGUGCGGCAUUCAGGCCCUGUUGCUCAUCAGCAACCACGUGUGAUCUAUUUGCAGGCUCCGCCACCGCACUCAUAUCACACUCCACAACCUGUUCACGGCGCUCCUGCAGUAGUGCAGCAGAUUCCAAGGACCAACGAGCAGCAGGUUGCUUCAUCUCCGCCUGUUGCUGGCUUGCAGCCGCCUCCUGCGGGAUAUGUUCCCCAGCCUCAGUACUAUUACCCCCGCUGA